Haplochromis burtoni (Burton's mouthbrooder) is the source of this 4440-nucleotide messenger RNA. RefSeq names its product leishmanolysin-like (metallopeptidase M8 family) (gene lmln). The record is from RefSeq and is a predicted model, not a curated record. Bases 321 to 2324 code for a protein of 667 amino acids. The transcript has 16 exons. Gene Ontology annotation, cellular component: cytoplasm; membrane. Gene Ontology annotation, biological process: proteolysis; cell adhesion. Gene Ontology annotation, molecular function: metalloendopeptidase activity. Lineage: Eukaryota; Metazoa; Chordata; Actinopteri; Cichliformes; Cichlidae.
AUCUUGACAACAGACGAUCUUCGGAGUGCACCCUCAGCUGACAUAAGCUACAAACCAGGACCGCCGCAGCUGUCAGGCGUAUAUUUAUCCCCUCACCGGCCGGCGUUACUGCUUUUACUGCUCUUUUCACUUCGGGUAUAACUUAUUUGAAUUUGUUCGCUUGUUUUUCAUUAAUUCAUUUAUUUUUUGCGGGAUGUUAACAUGUUUUGAUUCACCGCGCAAGCGAUGAACGAAACGAAAGUAGAAGGGACCGGACCGACACCGGCGAAGAUUCUGUUGACUUCGGGCUGCCAAGCCCCUUUUGUCGGGCAGGUUGGAGGAUGGAGCUGAGGUUAAGCCGGGAUGGCAAGCCGUCCGUGUCCUGGUUCCUCCUCAGCCCAGCCCUUUUCUUCUCCCUUCUGGCCGUGCUAGUGAGCUGUCACGGUUCCUGCAAACACCGAGUCCCUUCUCCCAACGAGAUUGUCCACCAUGUUUACUUGAAGCCUGAGCGUUUGAUUAAGAGAAGCUCUCCAGAAGACCUUCAGCUGAAAAUAAAGAUCAUCUAUGACAGCAGUGUUGACCAACUUACUGCAGACAAAAGGAGACUUGUGAAGGAUAAGCUCUUUCCUCAGGCCAUCGCUUACCUGCAGAGGGCUUUCAGUGUCAGGCGCAGAGUGGGGCCUGUACUGCUCAGCAGACAAUGUGCAACCAACCAGUACAUGAGGAAGAGAGAUGACCCUCAUCGCUACUGCCAGGACGCCUGUGCAAACCUUACACGAUGUGGGCCCGUCAUUGUACCACAGCACCACCUGCAGCAAUGCAAGGUGUGCAGUGAGUCUGGGAAGUCAUGUGGCCCUACAGGGCCCCCAGAUGGGCCUGGAGUCGAAGGGUCCGAUUUUGUGCUGUACGUCAGCGGUGUCACCACAGAACGCUGUGGGCAGGAGAACAUAGUGGCCUAUGCUGCUUACUGCCAGUUGGAGGCGGAGCUGGAUAGACCUAUAGCAGGCUACGCCAACCUGUGCCCUGCUAUGAUCUCCUCUCAACCUCAGGAGUUUGAAGGGAUGCUGUCCACAGUCAAACAUGAAAUCAUCCACGCUCUGGGGUUUUCAGCCGGUCUGUUUGCUUUCUACCACGAUGAUGAGGGCAAACCUCUGACUCCUCGUUUUGCAAGCGGCCUGCCUGCCUUCAACGAGAGUCUGGGUCUGUACCAGUGGAGCGAUGCAGUUAUCAGAAGAGUCACCAGACUGUGGGACAUCAGAGGAGGCGUGAUGGUCCGACACCAAGUGCAUGUCCUUGUCACUCCUCGUGUUGUGGAGGAGGCGAGGAAACAUUUUAAUUGCCCCAUCCUGGAGGGGAUGGAGCUGGAGAACCAAGGAGGGACAGGAACCGAACUAAACCAUUGGGAAAAGAGACUCUUAGAGAAUGAGGCAAUGACGGGCUCCCACACUCAGAACCGAGUAUUUUCUCGGCUGACGCUGGCUAUCAUGGAGGACAGCGGAUGGUACCGCGCCAACUACAGCCUGGCUCAGAGGCUGGACUGGGGCCGUGGUCUCGGCUGCGACUUUGUCAUGAAGAGCUGCAAAUUCUGGAUGGACAAGCAGAGACAGAGAAGACACGCUGUAACUCCGUACUGUGACACAGUGCGAGCCUCUCCUCUGCAGCUCACCUGCAGACAGGAUCAGCUGGCUGUGGCUGUGUGCAACUUGCAAAAAUACCCACAAGAACUGCCACUUAAGUAUCAGUAUUUCGAGCGGAUCCCUGACGUGGCUGCUGAUCAGCUGUCGUUCUUUGGGGGUGCUGUGGAGAUCGCGGACUACUGUCCAUUUAGUCAGGAGUUCAGCUGGCACCUCAGUGGAGAAUACCAGAGAAACUCCUACUGCAGAGUGUCUGAGAACCAGCCAGACUGGUGGAGAAAUUAUGGAGCAGAGCAGUAUGGACCAGACUCUGUGUGUCUGUACCAGAAAUCAGCCUUUGUGAUGGAGCAGUGCACUCGGAAGAUGACGUACCCUGACUGGGGCUCCGGAUGCUACAAGGUGUCGUGCUCAGCUCAGGGCCUCAUGGUGUUCGUUCAGGAUCGUUCCUUCCUCUGUGUCCGUAAAGGUCAGCUGCUGAGCAUCAGCGUACGCGUUAACGAGUGGGUUUACAACGGUGUCCUCAUCUGCCCCGCCUGCACCGACUUCUGUGAUGACUGCCCCCUACCCUACCAUCUCCCACCCAUCAACACCUCCAGGAGCAACCCAAUUGAUCCAUGCUCCAGUUCUCCAGGUUUGGCCACCACUCUGUGGCUCCUGCUGCUCAACCUGUUUCCUCUAGUGGCUGGACUGCUGCUCUGCCACUGCAGCUGAUAAAACACACACACACACCAAACACACCAAGGUAGCUGAACAGUCCUCUAUACCAUAGUCACUUGAGAACUUGGACUGCAGAUGUUUUUCCUCUUUGUUUUACUCAUUACCUCCUCCUUCCUUCCCUUCCGCACUUGCGUUCCUUUCUUUGCCAUUCUCAGCCUGUUUUCUCCUUUUGUUCUGUGACUGCAUCCUCAUGCAUCUCUCAGCAUAGUCAGGUAUCCUUUUGCUGAAGGUCCAUUCAGUUGUCCCUCACCAGAUUUACAUGCACUUAAGUAAUCAGGUUAUAGCCAGCUUUCAUUUGAACAGGAUUUAUCUGACUGACACACACAGCCAAAACUCUGUCAGUUAUCAACAUGGAAAGCAGCUAAAUGGCAGCUAAUACUGUUAUUUGUGGGCGAAUUAUUGGCAAAAAGAGCAAGUUGGAUCGACAGGGACCAUUUUUAUGGCAGAGCAAUGGAACAUGAAAAAUAAGCAGUGUAAUUUGUCCUUUUCAGUGAGGCAGGGAUUACUCACAUUACAUAUACUCAGAAUGCACUAACACCACUUUUUUAUUAUCAAGACCAUGAUACAUAUAUGUACUUACAAUACACCUAUUAUUGUUGUUGUUGUUAAUAUUGCUGUUAUUAUUAUUAUUAUUAUUGUUAUUAUUGUUAUUAUUGUUAUUAUUAUUAUUAUUAUUAUUAUUAUUAUUAUUAUUAUUAUCAACAACAACAACCUCUUCAAAACAAAAGUCUAGCAUGAUAGAAAUAAGUUUUUGUAUGUAAAAAUAAUGAAUAAAAAGCCAAAUAUUUGCAAAUUUUAGCAUCUUGUAUUCAAAGAUCUGCUUAUUUCUCAUGUUGUCACACACAGGGUUUAGUGCAAAACGAGACAUUGAUCAGUAGGUUUCAUAUACUAAUCGAUUAAUGAACAGUAAUUUAAGGUUAUUUUAGGAUUAAGAAUUUUAAAGUGAUUUUAUAAUGAAUCAUUUAUGUAAUUUGAAAUGAAAUUUGUCAGCCCUUUUAUAAUAAUUGACCAGUUGUUACUACAGCUUGCUUUUCAGAUGGUCAGCUAACAUAUCCAAAGUUGUAAUAGUGUAAUAUUGUUUUGUGUACACUUGAAAUUGUAUUCACAGAUAUUUUUAAGGACGUCAUUGAAUGUUUAACCAGGUUACUGUAUAUAUGUUUAAUAUGUUUCUGAUUUCUGCUGGAACCAGGUUGCUUGCGGUGAUUUGGUUACUUAAGUGCAUGAAAAUGGUUAAUUCAAUUCAGCAUGUAGAGUGUCUGCAGCAUCAUUAUUCCCUAAAAAAACACAUUUUAGUUCUGGACACUUGUUUAUUUUCAAUGUUUUUGUUCUUUUUUUUUUUUCUUUUUUUUCCUUUUUUUUACUGUGAGCUGUGGAAACCUGAUAGAUUCACAUUGGUUUCUGCCUAAAUUUCACAACUUUACUUCAGCUUUGGGAUCAUCGUACUUCGUCAGAUUCCUUUUUCUUACAGUGUAGUGAUGGAAGCGGGACGUCUGUAUUUUUUAGCUGAUCUCUUCAAACUAAUUUCAAGAUUGUGACAAACUGACUGUCGAUCGACAAUACCACAAUGGUGCAAACUACCUGCAAACUUCUUCCUCUUAACUGAAACAACACGAGGCUCUGUGCAGUUUGCUGACCUCUGGUGGCAGCAGAAGGUAACUGUUCAAAGUUUUUUAAGCUUACAGGAUCUUUUAUGCUGAAAACUCUUUCUGUAAAUAUAAAUAUGAGACUGGACAGGAAUAUGGUGGAAGGACUUCCCCUGCCACCUCCUGACAGGUCACUUGAGCUUAAAUUCAUUACCUCAUUUUCUUCUAAGAGUCAUUUUAUCCUUAUUUAAGAUAUGUAGCUGUUCAGAUGUAGGUAUGGAUCUUCUUUGGAGUACAGAUUGAUAAUGUUGAUGAUCGUUUCUCUCUACAUGAUGAGCUCAAGCGUUUGCAUUCAAGGCCUUUGCUUUUUGCAAGUAGAAGUUUUGCUGAUGACGAUGCUGUACAUUCACUUUACUAUAAUUAUUUUCCAACCUCACAAAUGUAUAGGAAUUUAUUUGUUGUAAAAAGCAAAUUAAUUAUCUGUUGUUGUUGUGUUUUUUUUUUUUUUUUUUUUUUUUUUUGAUAAU